AUGAUAUACAUCGGCGUUGCGGAUGGUAUGGAAACGAACUUCAAGUUCAUGCGCCUACCCAAUAACGUGAUAUUCACAUCUGCCCAUGCGUUGUUUGAUGAGACACUGUUUCCUAAGUGUGCGAAGCAAAAGCAAACGAAGAACACGCGUAUUGGAGGUCCGCGAUCCAAAGACACCAACCACCCAUCGGGUCAACCACCCGUUCCUUGGGACGACGAUGAUGAAAUUCCGUCGGCUCCUAUUCCCACUAUAACUCCUGAAAAGGGGAAAGGCAAGGCGCCAGACAGCGAAUUAUCGCCUCCACCAGAGGACGAACCGGCUCCUGUGCCUAGUUUGCCACCUCAGACUCCGAGAAAAAGCGACAACCCAUCUGCACCGGAAACACCGUUCACUGGCUAUCGCGAAAGCACCAGUAAAGCCCCAUCCUCGGAAUCUGAUUCUGAAGGAGAUGCUCGGUUAGCAAAACUAUGCCAGGAGGGGGGAGUACAGUUCGUCGAAGCGUUGCUUUUGCGUGCAUAUCCACUAUUCGGCGGAAAUCCCAAUCAGUCCAAUGUAAAAGAAUGGACAUAUCGCGAUAUUCAGCGGCUUAAACCUGCUGAACAGAAGGAAUGGCGUGCUGCAUGCCGUGAUGAGCUUGAAGCUCUCCGGAAG
Messenger RNA from Punctularia strigosozonata HHB-11173 SS5, 651 nucleotides. RefSeq lists its product as uncharacterized. The transcript has 2 exons. NCBI's taxonomy places the organism in Eukaryota, Fungi, Basidiomycota, Agaricomycetes, Corticiales, Punctulariaceae. The record is from RefSeq and is a predicted model, not a curated record. The annotation marks the transcript as partial.